Molecule: messenger RNA, 1698 nt
Organism: Lactuca virosa
Lineage: Eukaryota; Viridiplantae; Streptophyta; Magnoliopsida; Asterales; Asteraceae
Source: the annotation of a GenBank genome assembly
AUGACUGACCACAACGUGUUCGUGUUUGGAUCAUUUACAGAGGAUGAGAUCAAAUCCCUGCAAAGUACCUCAAAACAGAAUGAUGUAGAAUUUAUGUUUGGUUCUUUGGACUCUGCAACUCUAAGAUCUGUGGGCAUCUUCAACAACAAACCAAAUGUUACAGAAAUUCCCAAAAACCACCAACCAUCAAAUCCAGUAAAGAAAAGUAACAAUGAAGAAAUUGUUCAUGCAUCAUCAUCAUCAUCAUCAUCAUCAUCAUCAUCAUCACAAACCCCUGUUGCAGUUGUAAAUAAAAAUGGAAACAUCCAUGAUUUAAGCUCUCUUUCCUAUAGCAAUGGUGUACAAGAACAGGAAGCAAAAAAUGUACAACUACCUGUAUCAUUUGUACCUGAAAGCAUUGGAAAAAAAGCUUAUGUGGAGUCCUUUGAAGCUCUGAACUUGAUAAAUCCCAAAAAUAACCUUAUCACUGCAUCAAAUGGUCUCCAUAAAGCUGCAACACAGCUACUCCCUCGAGGCUUAGUCAACUCUGGAAAUUUGUGCUUUCUAAAUGCAACUCUUCAAGCUCUUCUUGCUUGUUCUCCCUUUGUACAUCUCUUACAAGAGCUAAGAUCACGCAAUAUACCUGAGAUUGGUUACCCAACUUUACAUGCAUUCGUUGAGUUUAUUUCUGGAUUUGACAUGCCUUCUGACAUUCACUCAAAGAAGAAAGACAAUAUUCUUGUAGAAACUGGGAAACCUUUUCGACCUGUUAUGUUUGAAUCUGUUUUGAACAAUUUCUCUCCAGAUAUGCCAAACAGCUUCUCUGGAAGACCAAGGCAAGAAGAUGCUCAGGAGUUUUUAAGUUUUGUGAUGCAUCAAAUGCAUGAUGAACUUCUUAAACUUGAAGGAGAAGGUUGUAAUUUUAAUGGUGGAAAAGUUUCAUUGGUUUCAUCUGUAAGUGAUGAAGAUGAUGAUGAUAGUUGGGAAACAGUUGGACCAAAGAACAAAACUGCAAUCACAAGAACACAAAGUUUUAUUCCUUCAAAAUUAAGUGAGAUUUUCGGAGGCCAACUAAAAAGUGUUGUGAAAGCAAGAGGUAACAAAGCAUCUGCAACUAUUCAGCCAUUUCUUUUGCUCCAUUUGAAUAUAUGUCCAGAUCCUGUGCAUACAAUAGAAGAUGCACUUCAUCUUUUUUCAGCUCCAGAGACACUUGAAGGGUAUCGUGCUUCAUCAGCAGGAAAGGCAGAAUUAGUAAGUGCAAGUAAAUCAGUGAAAAUACUAGAGCUUCCAGAGAUAAUAAUACUACACUUAAUGAGGUUUAGCUAUGGAAGUCAAGGAAGCACAAAAUUACUCAAACCAAUCCAGUUUCCUCUCCACGUUACUCUCAAUCGUGAUCUCCUUGUUUUAUCAUCACCAGAGGGUCGAAGAUAUGAGCUAGUGGCAACGAUAACUCAUCAUGGAAGAGAGCCAUCGAAGGGUCAUUACAGUGCUGAUGUAUUGCAUGAAACAAGUGGGAAGUGGUUGAGAUAUGAUGAUGCUUCGGUUGUUGCUAUUUCUACAAACAAAGUGCUUCAUGAUCAAGCUUAUGUGCUCUUCUACAAGCAGAUGUAUUAGUCUAGUUUUUAGUUUUACACGUUUCUGUUUUAAGAGGUUAUGCUAAAAAUUUAUAUGGUUACUUGGGGCUUCUUUUUUGGGUAAAUCUUGUGUAUGCUGUUAUUA